Messenger RNA from Phasianus colchicus (ring-necked pheasant), 1462 nucleotides. It is a transcript of the gene HHLA1, whose product is annotated as HHLA1 neighbor of OC90. The record is from RefSeq and is a predicted model, not a curated record. Lineage: Eukaryota; Metazoa; Chordata; Aves; Galliformes; Phasianidae.
ACCACUGGAAAUUGGAAUCCAUGAUGAGGUGGCUCUAUUGGCAUGUGCCUGCAAAGUUGAGUCUGGGAUUUCUGUGUCUCUUUCUCGUUUGGAACAUAGCUUCAUGCAUAAGAAGAGAAAACAAGAGAGAGAAGCAAGCAGCAGUUCUGGCUACUGCAGAGUUGCCUGCAAAAUCCGUGGAUCUGGCUGCUGUUAACCUGACCGAGCUGGUGAAUGGGAUGCUGAGCACGACACUCAGAGGUACCAAAAAGCUCUUCUCUUUGCUGAGUGUCACGUCCUACAGCUCGUUUGCCUUCCACAAAGUGUCAGUCACCAUUUAUAACAUUUCUAGCCUGAAAAAUGUUGACCCUGGCAAGUUCCCUAUGCAUUACUGCUAUUGUUUAAGCAACGUGACAAAUGACUUGACAGAUUUCACUGCUUUACUUGUUGAUAUUAUUGGAAACUCAACCAGUUAUCUCACAGAAAUUUUCAAAUCUACCUCUAUUCUCUCAGUGCGUCAGAGCAAUGAUUCAGACUGUAUCUACAUCUGUGUGAUGACAGGUCAAACAGGGAGAAAUCUGUCUGACUUUUGGGAAAUACUAGAGAAAUCUCCUGUUAUUAAUUACACAUUUUCCAGUAACACAUCUUCUGACCUGGAUUUAGAUUCUGUUUUUUCAAGUUUCAUGAAAUCACAGGAAGACUCAAACAAAACUGUGGAUCCAUCAGGAGAACAUCCACAGACAUUUAAAAGUACCAGCACUCCUGUUGCCCUGAAAAGAGAGGACAGUCCCAACACGACGCCCCCACCAUGGACAAAGAUGAUUAGUGUGAAGGCCUCAGGGUUUCCACCACUGCAUGUAGACACUUCAAGAUCACGAGGCACAGCUGAAGUCCCUCCUGCUUCUGAGGGCACCUUAGUCACAUCACCAGUCUUGCAGCCCAGCCCUGCUGAUGCGAACGUGCUUUGGGUGCAGACUGUGCCUCCUCAAGAUGCCAGUCAUAUACAAACAGAGCAAGAUUUGCCUUCUUCAGUUCUGUCUUCUCCGCCCUACCGACCUGGCCUGAUACUGAAACUUCAUUCAGCUGCUCGGUGCCCACAGGCAAUCCUCAAAGACGCGUAUCUGACCUCACCUCCUGUCACCAUCGUGCUGCAGAAGAUCAAUCCCUGUCUGAUGGAGCUCUGCAGGUUUUUUCAGUUGUGCCUCUGCGUUGGCCAAAGAAAACAUUCCAUAAAGAAUACCAUGAGGUACUGUGUUGAAUACUAUUCCUGGUUUUUGAAAAAUGCAAGUUAUGUCUGUGAAAGAGUCAAAAGAGUUGCUUCCUCCCACACACUAAAACAGAAAUGCCUUAGGAACAUCUGUAAAUCAAUCUAGAGCAUUGAGGAAUUUUACUGCAGUUUGGGGAAUGGUGGCAGUUUUAGUAGUCUUUUUCACUUCAGUGUAAUAAAAAUCAGAUUGACAUAGAUUAUUUGCAAAUAUGUGUA